AUGAAUACCUCUUAUACGAACGACGGAGAUGCCUCGGCUGAUGCCUCGCUGGCUUCCUGGAACUCGACCGGAGCAACCUAUGGUAGCGUGAGUGAUGAUCCACAAGGCGAUGCGCUCUACCAGGACUCCCAAGCCGCCACUUGGGCGGCGGACAGAGAUGCCACGGGCUCCGCAUACUACUAUCAGCCCGGCGACAUACAUACUGAUGAGCAGCUUGAUCAUCAGUAUGGCCUGGCAGUGCCAGGCCCAGGCGAGAACCAAGCAUACUGUCCAGCUGUCGAUACGGGAGCUGGGUAUCUCUCCCCAAACUAUUACAGCGGCCAGCCCUACGCAACUGCUCCCUCGCCUAGUGUUGCUCAUCUUUACGGUCAGCGGAUUGCCGACUGGCAAAACGAUCAACAACCUCAGGAACGCCUCAAGACGGGCCACGGAACGACUAGCGCCCGCGAGGCACGGCGGCAGCACAAGAGCGAGGCCAAGAAGAUGCUCAAGAAGGCCGAUGCCAUGCUCAAAGGGGGCGAGUCCUCCGGCCACGGGAAGAAGAAGCAUUGA
Thyridium curvatum is the source of this 552-nucleotide messenger RNA. RefSeq lists its product as uncharacterized. The coding region runs from base 1 to 552 and encodes 183 amino acids. NCBI's taxonomy places the organism in Eukaryota, Fungi, Ascomycota, Sordariomycetes, Thyridiales, Thyridiaceae. The record is from RefSeq and is a predicted model, not a curated record. The transcript is spliced from 2 exons.